GGAGGUGGCUGCCGCGGCACAAGAACAGGAACAAGUCGAGAGAAUUACAGAUCACAUUUGAGGAUGGAAGUUCUCUUCAAAGGCCACUGGCACCAUGGCUACGUCAAGAGACCGGAGGAUUUCGAGAGGAGAGAUGUUGAUCCCGAAGAGAUUGCAAUAGACAGUGGUGUGAGAGUGACCAUCCCUCAGGCAACUCUCUUCAUCCUUUGGCUUGUCAGCUGUGUUCUACUGGCAGGCAGCUAUAUCUUUCGCCGGCAAAGACCAACCACUGUUCUUGUUGUUGAUGCAGAAGCUGGGAACCAAGGCGACCAUGGUGAAAAGGACGGGCAAGAAGAUCUGGAAGAUCAUGAUGAUGGGAUGGGGAACAGCGAAGGCAAAAGAGGUUUUUAUAGGAAUUCUAAUGAGACUAAUGGUAGUGCUGCUGCCUGUAGAGAGGAGACAGAGGGCAGAGAUGUUAUCAAAGAAAAAAACAAAGAUGGGUACACAGAGAGUCCCCAGGUAACUGACACUUCCAACAAGAGCAAUUCAAGCAAUUUCUCUACCGUGAAAUCCCGGCCAACAUUUGAAAAGUUCUUGCUGUACGCCGCGGGGCUUGGAGUGAUCUUGCUGUACUUCUUUUUCUGUGAGGUUUGGGACGAGUGGCCUGUGGGAGAGAGGGUUUAUAACAGAGACCAGUUCAUGUUUUUCACACUCCUCAUGUUCUUAGUGGCUGGUGUAUUCACAGUGCGUACUUGUCCAGACAAAUUACUCAACAGAGACCAGACUGAGGAAUGGAAAGGUUGGAUGCAGGUAAUGUUUGUAUGGUACCAUUAUUUCAAGGCAGCUGAAACAUAUAACCUAGUACGUGUCUACAUUGCCUGCUAUGUCUGGAUGACCGGAUUUGGUAACUUCUCUUUCUUCUGGAUGCGAAAGGACUUCACCCUCUGGCGAAUGAUGAAGAUGCUGUUCCGCCUAAAUUUUCUGGUUAUACUGGUCGUCAUGGUAACAAACAAUAGUUACAUGUUAUAUUACAUCUGUGCCAUGCAUACCUACUGGUUCCUUAGUGUCUACCUCUUCAUGUUUGUCCUUCGUUCCUGGAAUGAGCAUCCACGCUGGAUGGCCGUCAAGUUUGCAGCAUACUUCAUCUGCAACGCCCUUGUCUUUGACACCCCUUUACUAGUCUACAUCUUCAGACCACUGUGGUUCAUCUUGUCAUAUGGGGGCUCUCUCCACGAAUGGCAGUUCAGGGCUGGCCUUGACCACUACGCUUGCUUUGUGGGGAUGCUCUGCGCCUACAACUACCCCCAUUACGAACGCUGGAUGAACUACCUCGACAAGAAGCACAUUGAUACGCGGGACAAGCGUCUCUCCAUGCUCAUCAAGGGAUUCAUCAUCGCCAUCCUCCUGGUUCUAACAGUUGUCUGGUAUCGCACGUUCAUGUUGAAAGACAAAUAUGCCUAUAACCAGAUCCAUCCGUAUAUCUCCUGGUUCCCCAUAAUAACCUACAUCUUCCUGCGUAAUAUGUUCCCCGCGCUCCGCACACGCUACCUCUACUUCUUCACAUUCCUUGGUAAAAUCACCUUAGAAACGUACAUCUCUCAACUCCACAUCUAUCUGCAGAGCAACGCCAAAGACCUCAUCACCUACAUACCAGGUUACCCUCUCAUGAACUUUGCUCUUGCUACAGCCAUUUAUUUAUUCAUCUCGUACUGGCUCUUUGAAAUCACGACUGUAUUCUCGUCCUACUUAUUACCGCAGGAUAUGAAGAUGGUAGGUGUUCAUUUUGGAGUAGGCUUUGUGGUCUGUGGUCUAGCUGCCUGUUUAGCAUCGAUUCUCAAGGAAGCAGCUGUGUUUUGAUGAGAAAUGACUUUUAUUUAGUCUUCGUCUCUGUACAUUCUCUUGUUUUGAAACCUCCUCAUAUCGAUUUAAAGAUACCAAAUUAAAUUAUGUCAUGUAUGUAAAUGUUCCAGGUCUUCAUUGUAUUCAGAGGCAUUUAAAAUAAGAUUACUGUCAGUUGACAAUAGGCCCCCAGGGCUUACAAAGAGUUAUGAUUGAUCCAAUUAAUCGUAACCCUAUAGAAAUCCAUCAGUGUCAUAAUUUUUUCUAU
Messenger RNA from Lytechinus variegatus (green sea urchin), 2086 nucleotides. Its product is annotated as protein REDUCED WALL ACETYLATION 1-like. The transcript is spliced from 4 exons. The coding region runs from base 64 to 1836 and encodes 590 amino acids. Lineage: Eukaryota; Metazoa; Echinodermata; Echinoidea; Temnopleuroida; Toxopneustidae. The record is from RefSeq and is a predicted model, not a curated record.